UUCAGUUAAUGGUGAGCCAAAAGCCAGGUAAAACAAAAGCCAGGCAACAAAACACAAAAGCUGAUUAAAGACAUUUGCUGAAUCGCAAUCGAGUCGAAUGCAAAUGCAAAUCGACGGCGAAUGAAUUGACAAUGACAAAGAGUAUUAAAUGGUCGCCCGCUUUUAGUUGUAACCGCGUUCUCCUUACCUAUGUGAUAUUAACUUAUACAGUAGCAGCCCACAGCUCGCCACCGCCAUGCGGCCUUUAUGGAGCGCCGCCUUGCCAAUUUUUACCGGCGCCCCCAGGCCAAACUCCAACCUGUGCUCGGCCAGGAAAAACGUAUUGCGAGCAUGCCGAUAAUUAUCCCACGUAUCUCAUCAAGAGCCUUGUCCGGAAGUGGGGCUAUGAGGCAGCCACUCUCUUGGUGGAUGAAACCUGGGAGGAUUUCGCCGCUGUGGCGUGGCACGAUACUCCCGUCUUUUAUGAUCCCAAAUCGAUAUUUCCGCCACGCGAUCCCAAUGGCCAGGACUUUAAUGGCUAUAGCUAUCAGACGCCCUUUGGAGGCAAUCCCCAUCGACCAAGUGGCGGUGGCAAUUCUCUCUUCGCCAGCAGUCCAUCGACGGAGGCACCAACGUAUCUCCUUUACACCUCCUCUGGCGGUGGUCAUCGUCCAGGUGGUCGCUACAAUAUCCCCGGAGGCACCUCCUCCUCAUCUGCCGCCGGUGGCUUGUACUUCAAUCAAGGCGGCAAAUCCACGCCCUACAAUGCCACACUUUGGCUCAAACGUUUGGUCAGGGAUCUCAGUCGGAAGCAGAGGCAAACCAUCGGUGAUGAGGAAGUAGAGGAGGAAGUGGUCGAGCAGGAGGAGGAGGAGGCGGAGGAGUACGACGAGCCUGAUCAGGGUCAGGAGGAGCACGGGCAAAGCAAGCGCGAUGUCUCGCUCAAUAUGGAUCUCUUGGAUAUCGUGGGCGUGGAUGGCCCCAAUCCCCAUAGCCAGCAGAAGAGGAGGCGCACCAAGCGCCAGAGUCCCGGACGUUCCACGCUCUGCCAGACCACGUCGCAGUUCAUCACGCCGCAGGCAGCACUCAACAGUCGCGGCAACUGGAUGUUCGUGGUCAACGAGCAGAACACCGCCCGCCAGAUGGUUAAGGCGGAACUGUGCGCCUCGAACACCUGCUCGAACCUGUGCGAAUUGCCCAACGGCUACAACUCGAGAUGCGAGCAGAAGUUUGUGCAAAAACGCUUAAUUGCGCUCCAGGGCAACGGGCAGAAUCUGUACACGGACACGUUCUGGUUUCCCAGUUGCUGUGUCUGCACGAUAGCCGCCAAUUAAAUGUGUCUCGUCCCAGGAUAUUAUCACUUGGAGUCUCUAUCUCACUGGACAAGGACAUUACUGUCAUAUCUUGGCAGCAGCUUGUGAAUUUUUGCAAAUUCAUUUCUGAUAACUAAACGAUACACAAAACAAAAGCAUAUAAACGAAACAA
Drosophila serrata is the source of this 1464-nucleotide messenger RNA. RefSeq names its product spatzle 5 Toll-1 receptor (gene spz5). Gene Ontology annotation, cellular component: extracellular region. The record is from RefSeq and is a predicted model, not a curated record. Gene Ontology annotation, molecular function: Toll binding; growth factor activity. Gene Ontology annotation, biological process: innate immune response; central nervous system formation. NCBI's taxonomy places the organism in Eukaryota, Metazoa, Arthropoda, Insecta, Diptera, Drosophilidae.